This is a messenger RNA of Babesia bigemina, 879 nucleotides long. RefSeq lists its product as hypothetical. NCBI's taxonomy places the organism in Eukaryota, Apicomplexa, Aconoidasida, Piroplasmida, Babesiidae. The coding region runs from base 1 to 879 and encodes 292 amino acids. The record is from RefSeq and is a predicted model, not a curated record. The transcript is spliced from 3 exons.
AUGGCGCGCCUCGUUUCAGCGACCCAGGAGAAGGCGGACAAGCUGCUGGUAUACUUGGCUCGUAAAAUAGGAGAGCAUAAGCCGCGCAACGUCGUUUUCUUCAUUGUCGACAUUCUAUGCACUUACUAUCCUCGCCACAUUCCCAAUUUCUCGAAGACCUGGCUUAUGGACAAAAACCUCGACGAAGCGAAACAGCAUGUACGCGAACUUUUCAAGCGCAACAACUCGACAUCCUGUAUCGCACAGCACUUCAUCAAUGCGGGUUUCGACAGCGUUAGUUGCAAAUGCGAUAUAUGUGACAGCAUGCAGGUGGACUCCCUAACAUGCCUCACCACCGACGUGCUGGAUGAGAUCCAAGCUUACAACAACACCACGUGGCUGCCUGGGCACAAGGUUCGAGUGUAUCAGAUAUUCAAGGACAUCAAAAAGGUGGUGAAGGAAUACAAGGAUUCAACUAGGUCGUCUGUCAUGGUAUGGCAGCACGGUGACAAUCCGGUGUACGCGCAGAUGGAGGGUGCCUACAUCACGCCUUCACAGAAUGGCGCCAGCUGGCUAGAGAGGAGGACCGUUGGCACUAGCGGGGGACCCGUCUACUACUACUCGCAGCGACAAACGGCGUCCAGCCUCACCACCAUUAACCCCCAAAGCACAAUUCACAAGACUUCCAGCUCGCUGUUUGACACCGUGCCCCUGGGACACAGCUACAAUGGGCCAGUGAUCGUCAACAACGACAUGACUGUCACGCAAAUCGCCAACAAGUCGGCGGAAGCCACCACCAACAAGAUCAUCUAUGGACUUAUGGCGAAAACUAAUGCCGAACAACCCGCUGUGAAGCGGACUGGCGCAUCCAUAUGCUGCCACACCUAUGAAUCCCAAUGA